Molecule: messenger RNA, 2088 nt
Organism: Arabis nemorensis
Lineage: Eukaryota; Viridiplantae; Streptophyta; Magnoliopsida; Brassicales; Brassicaceae
Source: the annotation of a GenBank genome assembly
AUGGAUUCUACACCGGUGAAUUGGGAAGCGCUUGAUGCUCUGAUCAUCGAUUUCGUUAGCUCUGAAAACCUGAUUGAAGAAGCCGGCGCGAAUUCGUCUCCAUCUCCACUAUCGUCUCCUUCUUCUUCAUCGCCUCCUUCUAUUUCCUCUUCGUCUUAUCACGCUAGAUUGAUCAUUCGCCGGAUCCGAAACUCGAUUGAAUCCGGUGAUAUUGAUACCGCAAUCGAUAUCCUUCGCUCUCACGCUCCUUUUGUUCUAGAUGAUCAUCGGAUUCUAUUUCGCUUGCAGAAACAGAAAUUUAUUGAGCUUUUGAGAAAAGGAACACAUGAAGACCGUGUUGCUGCAAUUGCUUGCUUGAGGACUUCUGUUGCUCCAUGUGCUCUUGAUGCCUACCCGGAAGCUUAUGAGGAAUUCAAGCAUAUCCUUCUUGCACUCAUUUAUGAUGAAAAUGAUCAAACCUCUCCAGUAGCUAACGAGUGGGCAGAGAAAAGAAGGUAUGAAAUGGCUGGAAUGAUGUCAUCUGUCUUGAGAGCUUCUUUACAAGCAUAUGAUCCGGUAUUUUCAAUGACACUAAGAUAUCUGAUAAGCAUACAUAAAGGAUUUUGUUUUCACCAAGGAAUUUCCUCCACAGUUUCCGAUCUCACCCAUAGAUUGCUCCUGGAGGAGCGUGAUGCACCAGCCACGCCUCCGGAAAGCAUGUAUGAAGUACCACCGUUUGAUGAGGUGGACAUACAGGCUCUUGCUCAUGCGGUUGAGCUCACUAGACAAGGUGCUGUUGAUAGCAUGAAGUUUGCCAAAGGUGACCUUUUCCAGGCAUUCCAGAAUGAAUUGUGCAGGAUGCAAUUAGAUGUUUCGGUUCUUGAUGAACUUGUUAAGGAGUACUGCAUAUACAGGGGUAUUGUGGAUUCAGAGAUGCAAAUGAUCUUGGUUCCUGCCAAGCGCAACCAAUCGGAGGUGGGCCACAGCUUAUCCAGAGAUUGUUCUUCUGAAAUAGAUCUCAACACUAGUCAAUAUUCAGAUGUUGAGAAUGAUAGCAACAAUAGCAUGCUUGAUGGCGCUAUCAUAAAUGAUACCGAAAUGUCUAGCAAACAAGGAGGUGACAUUGGCACACGUCAUGGCAGUGAACCAACCAGCGGUUGUGAAGAUUGCAGCACUAGCUGGUCAAACCAAUGUGAAAACACAAGAGCUCUCCUUAGAAUCAGAUCCCAUAUGAAUUCUGAGGGGAAUAAGCGCAAAAGAUGGCGAGGGAGAGCUGAUGAAAUCGAUUGUCUCUCUGAUCUUUCAUUUCCCAAGUCCAGUUCAGGCUUAAACCCUGUAAAGGACAAGUAUGAGUUAGCCAUAGCAAUGAAGGAAUUGGUUAGCAGAGGAAUGGCGGCAGAAGCUGUUUACGAAAUCAGCACCAUGGAUCCAGAUUUUUUCACACAAAACCCGGCUUUACUUUUCCAUCUUAAGCAGGUUGAAUUUCUAAAACUGGUGAGUGCUGGUGAUCACGAUGGAGCCCUAAAGGUUGCGCGCUCUCACUUACGUCCCUUAGCAGACAACAACCAGUCUUUAGAGAAGCCAUUGAAGGAGACUUUGGUAGUUUUACUCCAACCCGACGGGAACACACUUGGGAAAGAUUUGCCUUUGAAUGAUCUUGCAAAUACGCUACAGGUUUCUGUCGGUAAGAGGCUCGGGAUCAAAGAACCGCAGCUUAUGAAAAUAAUUAAAGCGACGCUUCACUCGCAUACUGAGUGGUUCAAGCUUCAGAUGUGUAAAGACCGGUUCAAUAAUCUUUUGAGGAUAGAUUGUUUGAAAGAAGUGAGCACUAAUUUGAUCGGUGCUAUCAAAUCAAGAUCGAAUAAAGAUAGCAACACAAACUUGUCGUCUCAAGUCACGACUACGUCUUCAAGCACCAUGACCUCCGAAGAUGGUGGUAGCAGCAGCUUGAUGACUCAGACUCAGACUUCGCCAAGAGAAGCUUUGUGGGAAGAAAGUGCAAUUGUUAAAGUAAUGGAAUUUCUGGCGUUACCGAGGUCUGAUGCAAUUCAACUUCUAUCACAAUACAAUGGAAACGCUGAGGAUGUGAUUCAGCAACUCUUUGGUUAG